AUAUUCCGAUUAUCGAAGUAGUCGUGUUUGUCCAUGCAGAUUUGUCAAUCUGAUAUCGACACGCUAAAUGGAUGGUAAUCUUUUUUUUUUUUUUUAAAGAGUAAAACGCCCCCCCACGUCGAUGAGAGCUGCUUAUUACUUGAUGCUGUCAAAAUGAAGAAUUUUCUUUCCCGUCUCGCAUGUGCACUUUUAAAAAGUUGCUCGGAUGGUGCCAGUUGCGUGUGACCGAAACCAGCAGGCCGUCGGAUGGUUUAUAUUAUAUAUCUUAUUUACGAUUUAUAUUUAAUAAGAGAAUAUUUCAUUAAAACGCGGAGAUACGUUUGAAAUUUCAUGAAUUUGAGAUAAAGGGAUUUUUGAGAUGGCUCUUUUUAUGGAAGGUUUCAGUAAAGGUGUCCCCAGCAGUAUGAUGGCCCAGUUCCAGGAAGAAAUGCGGAAACAGCUAGAGACCUCCAUGGACAAGGAGCUGGAGAAGCUGCUCUCCAUGUCCGAGGGGGCUGACGUGGAGGUUUCCAGGAAGAACUUUGAAGGCUUCAAGAAGCUGUUCCACAGAUUCCUGCAGGAGAAGGGUCCAUCAGUGGAGUGGUCCAAGAUUAAUAGGCCUCCUGAGGACUCGAUCCAGCCCUACGACAAGAUCAAAGCCAAAGGCCUGUCGGGCAACGUGGCGGCCAUGUUGGACAAGCUGGCAGUGGUGAAGCUCAACGGGGGCCUGGGAACCAGCAUGGGCUGCAAAGGGCCAAAGAGUCUCAUCAGCGUCCGCAAUGAGAACACCUUCCUGGACCUGACGGUGCAGCAGAUUGAGCACCUGAACAAGACUUACAACACAGACGUGCCGCUGGUUCUCAUGAACUCCUUCAACACGGAUGAAGACACAAAGAAGAUCCUGCAGAAGUACACGCACCACAGGGUGAAGAUCCACACCUUCAACCAGAGCAGGUACCCGCGGAUCAAUAAGGAGUCCCUGUUGCCAAUGGCGACAGACUUGGGCAUGACGGGCGAGAACGCAGAGGCGUGGUACCCGCCGGGCCACGGCGACACCUACGCCAGCUUCUACAACUCGGGCCUGCUGGAGCGCCUCCUCACCGAAGGGAAGGAGUACAUCUUCGUGUCCAACAUCGACAACCUGGGCGCCACUGUGGAUCUGCACAUCCUGCACCACCUGAUGAGCCAGCCGAACGGCAAGCGCUGCGAGUUCGUCAUGGAGGUCACCGACAAGACCCGGGCCGACGUCAAGGGCGGCACGCUGAUCCAGUACGACGGCAAACUGCGGCUCCUGGAGAUCGCCCAGGUGCCCAAGGCCCACGUGGACGAGUUCAAGUCCGUCAGCAAGUUCAAGAUCUUCAACACCAACAACCUGUGGAUCUCGCUGGCCGCCGUCAAGCGGCUGCAGGAGAGGAAUGACAUGGACAUGGAGAUUAUCGUUAACCCCAAGACCCUGGAUGGAGGCCUCAAUGUGGUUCAGCUGGAGACAGCUGUGGGCGCCGCGAUCAAGUGCUUCGACAAGGCGUUGGGCAUCAACGUGCCCCGCAGUCGCUUCCUGCCCGUGAAGACCACGUCCGACCUGCUGCUGGUCAUGUCCAACCUGUACAGUCUGGAAGCCGGUUCCCUCACCAUGAGCCAGAAGAGGGAGUUCCCCACCACUCCCCAUGUCAAGCUGGGCAGCUCCUUCACCAAGGUGCAGGAGUACCUGACGAGGUUCGAGAGCAUCCCCGACAUGCUGGAGCUGGACCACCUCACCGUUUCCGGGGACGUCACCUUCGGGAAGCAGGUCUCGCUCAAGGGAACCGUCAUCAUCAUCGCCAACCACGGCGACCGGAUCGACAUUCCGGCAGGCGCCAUGCUGGAGAAUAAGAUUGUAUCUGGCAACCUGCGCAUCCUGGAUCACUGAGGCCUCAACUGUAAAGCCUUACUGCCACCAACCGGAUGGCCCGGUCACAUGACACACUGACAGCCCCCGUGAUUGGCCGCGCCCGACUGUGAAGGGAAGAGGGUGCUGCGAGCUCCCAUCGUGAUCUUGUGUCAAUGUCGUCCUUGUGUUCGAUCGCUUCUUUGUGAACCACGUGUCCCGCUGGAUCCCUUAGGGUGGAUGUGACAUUUUCACACCCUUGUAAAGGUCCUUAAAGGUCCCCCACCCACUAAAGGCAGUGCGUCACAUUUCUGCCUUCGAUAAACCAGAAUAAAGUGCAAUACGGA
Molecule: messenger RNA, 2190 nt
Organism: Brienomyrus brachyistius
Lineage: Eukaryota; Metazoa; Chordata; Actinopteri; Osteoglossiformes; Mormyridae
Gene: ugp2b
Product: UDP-glucose pyrophosphorylase 2b
Exons: 10
Coding region: 359-1885 (508 amino acids)
Biological process (GO): glycogen metabolic process; UDP-alpha-D-glucose metabolic process
Cellular component (GO): cytoplasm
Molecular function (GO): UTP:glucose-1-phosphate uridylyltransferase activity
Source: RefSeq, a predicted model, not a curated record